AGGCUUUACACAUGUCCCCCUCACUGGUUCGUCCUGGUUCUUUCCCGGAUAUUGAGAUGCCUCACUCUCUGCUGCUGCACCCAUCCUUGAGUAGCGGAGCCGGGGAAACAAAGAGAGAGCUUACGCGUGCGAAUGGCUUUGCCUCCUUGACUGAGAAGCCGCCGCCGCUUGUGCUGCCAUCACUGCAACCACCAGUGCUGCCACCAGCGCUGCCGCCGGUGCUGGCACCGCAGCUGAUGCCGCAGCUGAUACCACUGGAGAUCCCUGGGGAUGGUCUGGCGCGUGCUGGCUUGGAUGCAAGUCAGAAGUCCCAUGUGUUGCCGGUAAAGGACGCAAGAUCGGGGAUGGUACGUGCGGUAUAUGUGGGGGGUGAGGGGGAUGUGGGGGGUGUGAGGGGUGAGGGGAAGGGUGAGUGGGAUGAGUGCGAUGUGGAAGUGAAGGAAGAGGGAGAGAGAAUGGAUGAAGAUGGGGAGGAGGAGGCGAGAGGGGGAGAGGAGGGAAAGGAAGAGCCAGGGGAGCGUGAAGAGGAGAGAAUGGAGUGGGAGGGGACGGCUGGGCAAAAAAGAAUGGUGGGAGGGGCAGGGACAGGGGGUGGAGCGGCAGAAUCAGGACCAGCAGCCGCAGCAGCAGCAGCAGCAGCAGCAGAAGCAGAUGCAGCAGCAUCGCAUGUGGUGUGUGAUAGUAUGGGGUGUGACCGUACGGGAUGUGACUCUGAAUUUGAAGCACGCUGGCGGCAGCUGCUGUCCCUGCGAGACAGAGCGGUGCUGUGGGGUGACUGCGACCGUGACUGUGACUGUAACGGGGGUGCUGUUCGCGGGUGGGGGGGAAGCAAUGAUGGAGGAAGGGAGGAGGGAGGAGGAAAAGGGGGAGAAGAGAGUUCAGGAGGAGGGAAGGAGAGAGAAGAAUGGGAAGUAUGGAGAGGAGGAGGUCACAGGAGGGACGGUGCUCGCAGCCUGAAAGAGGAGCUGCUUCGUGCUCUUCAUAACUACGCCGACUCUCUCUCGUCCCUCCGCUCCCGCCUCGCCUCUGCUGCAAACGAUGGCACAGCCAAUUUCUACUCCUCCCUGUCUCUGGCGAUCGUGAGCGGGAGCUUUCAAGAAGCGGCUAUGGCUAUUGAGCAGCACAUGAGGACUGAGCGUCCAGAGCACACAGCAGCAGCAGCAGCAGUUGCGAUGGAAGCACGGCACAAGGCAGGAGCAGGCAGAGCAGGAGAAGCGCAGCAGAAGCAGGAGUGGGCGGCGCACGUGGGUGCUUCAACGUCCCUACCUCCAUUGGAAGUCAAGGUGGAGGAUGGACAGAUGAAGGGAAGCCAAGGAGAGUAUGAGCAGCAUCCAUAUCAGCAGCAGCAGCAGCAGCAGCAGCAGCAGCAGCAGCGGUGCUUGCCAGAUGAAACGACCGCCAUUCUGCGAGCCUGGCUGUUUGCACACUUCCUCAGCCCGUACCCAACAGACGACGAAAAGGAUGAGCUUGCUAAUGCAACACAGCUUACCCGGGCACAGGUUUCGAACUGGUUUAUCAAUGCACGUGUGAGGAUUUGGAAGCCGAUGGUGGAAGAAAUAUGUGGCACAUUCAACAAUGCAUCGACUACAGAGCUGUGCACAGAUCAAGACGUCGUCAUUCACAAACGACCACAGAAAGCCGCCGACACCAAGGAUCCGAAACUGGUGAACGCGGCGAGGCGGCAAGGAGCGGCUAUAGAGUCCGUUAAGAAGUACGAUGCAGGAACGAACAAGUCUGGUGCUGCGAAUCCUGCGAUGCACUCCCGGAAGCUGGCGGAGGAGACGGACGUGUUGGCGCAUGAGAAGGUGUCGUCAGACGUAAAGACGGCGAUUCAAAAGGCUAGGCUGGACGCCAAGCUCACGCAAGCCCAGCUGGCGCAGAAGAUUAACGAGAAACCUCAAGUUGUCCAAGAGUACGAGUCCGGAAAGGCCAUACCUAACCCACAGAUUUUGGGGAAGAUGGAAAGAGUUUUGGGGGUGAAGCUCCGGGGAAAGCUCAAGUGA
Messenger RNA from Closterium sp. NIES-65, 2003 nucleotides. Lineage: Eukaryota; Viridiplantae; Streptophyta; Zygnematophyceae; Desmidiales; Closteriaceae. The record is from the annotation of a GenBank genome assembly.